Rotaria sp. Silwood2 is the source of this 483-nucleotide messenger RNA. NCBI's taxonomy places the organism in Eukaryota, Metazoa, Rotifera, Eurotatoria, Philodinida, Philodinidae. The record is from the annotation of a GenBank genome assembly.
AUGGGCAGUUGCACAUCAGCAAUCGGUUGUCAAUAUGAGUAUAUUAGAUCAAUACCUUUUGCACUCAAACUCAUUGAAUUCGUUUGUGAUCUACUUGCAGUAAGUUUGUGUGGUGCUGGACCGACUCUUGAUGAGGGUAACGGACGUCGAGGCUUUUUUUUAUUUGUUUCCAUACUGGCACUUAUUAUAACAGUAGUACUAUUGAUUCUAUGUCUAAUAAUAAAUCUAAAAGCCAUAUUUAAUUUGCACUUUUGGUUAAAACUGGAGUUUGGUUGGUGUGCAUUUAUUGCUUUAUUUUAUUUUAUUGCAAGUAUCGUUAUUGCAACAGCUGGAAAAGCGAGUGGUCUUUAUGGCGCUGCAGCGUUCUUUGGCUUUGCUGCUUUUAUCACUUAUGUAGCCGAUGCAGUUCAUAAGUUUAUUCAAUUUCGAAAAGCUCCACUUGAAGAGCGAUAUGUACCAAAUCCACCGUCGGGAAACCCUUAA